AUGGACCGCGGCGUGCUGGUGGUGCCCAAUGUCCUGACGCGCGAGGAUGUGGCGGAGGCGCGGCGAGGCCUGCACGGCGAGUUGACCAAGUACGGAGUGGACCAUGACAACUUGGAGGAGACGGGUGACAACCUCAAGAAGCUGUCGAGUACGGGGGGAGCUGGCGGCAUUCUGGACCUGUUCUAUCCGUCGUGGAGGCUGAAGGUGGCGGAGCACGAGAGGGUUUUUGCAGCCAUGACGGAUCUGUGGGAGGCCACGUACGCGCACAACCAUCCGGACUUCCAGCACCCAUUCGGGGACUUUGACGGCAAGCGCGGGUACAUGUACAUCAACCGCGUGUGCUAUCGUGUGCCCGACGCGAUCUCCAAGAAGUUUGCGGCGAAGAAGUCACGACCGAUGCAGCGCUCGCUGACGCCGCACUGGGACUGCUGUCCGACCAAUAUGUUCGACUCGGGCAAGGACACGCCGCGGUGGCGACCAAUUCAGUGCAUCACAGUGCUGACCGACAACACGGAGCGCAACACGGGCGGGUUUGAAGCGGUGCCAGGCUUCCACAAGGAGUUCGCGGAGUACGCGGCUAAGAACCAACCAGAAGCUGUAGCUGCAGCGCCGUUGACAGCUCCGUUGCGUCGUCCGCAGGUCUGUCUCGGUGAUUUCUCGCCUCUGCGGAUGCAGGAAGACCGCGCGGUGAUCGACCGAUACCAGCACAUUGGCUGCACAGCCGGCAGCGUCAUCUUUUUCGACUGGCGCAUCCCUCACGCCAACAGCUACAAGCACGUCGGCACCAUCCCACGCGAGGUCAUCUACACGGGCUUCAUCCCGGACACGCCCAUGAACUGCGAAUACGUACAAGAACAACUACGCCGCUACAAGUCGCGCCUCCUGCCUGCCGACCACUGGCAAAAAGACGACGUUGAUGCUCGCGUGGCGGAAGACUACUCGGCCCACCACUUCUCCGCACUCGGGUCUCGCCUUAUUGCGCUCCACCCGUGGUAA
Phytophthora sojae is the source of this 996-nucleotide messenger RNA. RefSeq lists its product as hypothetical. The coding region runs from base 1 to 996 and encodes 331 amino acids. The transcript has 2 exons. The record is from RefSeq and is a predicted model, not a curated record. NCBI's taxonomy places the organism in Eukaryota, Oomycota, Peronosporomycetes, Peronosporales, Peronosporaceae.